This is a messenger RNA of Cyclopterus lumpus (lumpfish), 1426 nucleotides long. RefSeq names its product methyltransferase like 6 (gene mettl6). The transcript has 5 exons. The record is from RefSeq and is a predicted model, not a curated record. The coding region runs from base 188 to 1072 and encodes 294 amino acids. NCBI's taxonomy places the organism in Eukaryota, Metazoa, Chordata, Actinopteri, Perciformes, Cyclopteridae.
CUGACGGACAAGAUGGCCGUCAACUGCGGAAAAGUGCAAAAAGUCCUAAGAUUUUUUUAAACUAAAUUGAUUUUAAGCGCAUUUAUCAUGAAAAUAACUUCUAUAAAAUAUAAUAUUUGUGUUUCCGACGAAUUAAUUAUGAAAUAGUAACUGUAGUAACUGGCGGAAGCUUUUCUAAAAAUCAACCAUGGCGCUGUCGGAAAAGGAAAGUGUUGCGGGUGAUAUUGAAACCACAGUUUCUGAAGAAGAAGCGCGGUCCAAAGACGGGACGUGCCCGCGUGUUUUGUCCCAGGAGGAGCUGGACGGGCUCCGCGGGGAGCGGGCGCUGGUGUCCGACUUCAAGCUGAUGAAGUUGGAGAAAGAAGCUCAGAAGAACUGGGACUUGUUCUACAAAAGAAACACGACGAACUUCUUCAAGGACCGACACUGGACCACCAGAGAGUUUGAGGAGCUGAAGGCCCGCAGAGAGUUUGAGUCCCAGAGGCUGGUGCUGCUGGAGGCCGGCUGCGGCGUGGGGAACUGCAUCUUCCCUCUGCUGGAGGACGACCGCCACAUCUUUGUUUACGCCUGUGACUUCUCGCCGCGAGCGGUCGAGUUUGUGAAAAAGAACCCUCUGUACUGCCCCGAGCGCUGCUCGGCCUUCCAGUGCGACUUGACCUCCGAUGACCUGAGGGAAAACGUGCCGCAGGGCAGCGUGGACAUCGUCACCCUGAUCUUCGUCCUGUCGGCCGUCCACCCCGACAAGAUGACGCUGGCUUUGCAGAACAUCAGCAGGGUGCUGAAGCCCGGCGGCGUCGUCCUGUUCAGGGACUACGGCCUGCACGACCACGCCAUGCUCCGGUUUAAAGCCGGCAGCAAGCUGGGGGAGAACUUCUACGUGCGGCAAGACGGAACCAGAUCCUACUUCUUCUCUAAAGAGCUCCUGGCCGAGCUGUUCGCGGCCGCCGGCCUCCAGUCGGUUGCCAACGACUACGUCCUGAGGGAGACGGUCAACAAGAAGGAGGGGCUCUGUGUCCCCAGAGUGUUUCUGCAGAGCAAAUUCACCAAGCCCGGCCAAUCGGAGAGCUCCUGAUGCCGUCAGCCUCAUCGAUGUUGUGGGCCGACGUCUCCUGGUUGAUCUUGAAUGUAUUGACUGCACCCUUCAAACCACGAGGGAGAUCCAGGCUGAGCAGGAAUAUUAAUAACGCCUCAUCGACAGGUGAAGACUGCCUUCACUGGGAAACUCGUGGAACUACGUGAAGCUGAAGCGCACGCCGCGGCCUAGCAGAGCCCUCAGUGAACGUGGUUUAGUGGUUCAGGUCCGGUUCCACCUGAAGUUCUCUGUGAGCCGCCCUGAGGGCCAACUGGUAUUUCUUUACUCCUCAGUCCCCCUGACGUUACGCUACAGGGAUCAUUUGUCUGUCUACAUAAAAACAAACAAAAAGUC